Molecule: messenger RNA, 627 nt
Organism: Alternaria incomplexa
Lineage: Eukaryota; Fungi; Ascomycota; Dothideomycetes; Pleosporales; Pleosporaceae
Exons: 2
Coding region: 1-627 (208 amino acids)
Cellular component (GO): cytoplasm
Source: RefSeq, a predicted model, not a curated record
AUGUCCGCCUUAGAUCCCAAAGUCGCCUCCCUCGUUGAUCGUGCUGCGCGCGACGACGACUCAGACGAAGAUGCGCUUAUUGCGUCUCUGGAAGACGACGAGGAAUUAGAUGCCUUCCGCGAGCAACGACUCCAGCAAUUACAUCACGAGUAUGACAAGGCGCGGCGGCUGAAAGAGAACGAGCAUGGCAGAUACACGGAGAUUAAGGAUGAGAAGGCGUUGAUGGAUAUCACCACAAGCACGCAAUUGUGUGUUGUUCACUUUUUCAAGCCCGACUUCAACCGGUGUCGUAUUAUGGACACACAUCUCGAGUCACUUGCAUUAUCUCACUACGAGGCCCGCUUCCUCAAGAUCAAUGUGGAGAACUGCCCUUUCCUAGUCACACGCCUAGGAGUCCAAGUUCUGCCCUGUGUCAUAGCCUUCAUCGAUGGUAUCGGAGCUGACCGCAUCAUUGGAUUUGAGGGACUCGGCCACACUGAGCAAAGCUUCACCACUCGCGAUCUGGAGGCGCGUUUGAUUCGUGCAAACGUUCUUGCGAGAAACAAGGUCAACGAAGAGGAUGAGAGGCGGAGAUUGCAGAACGCCAGGGCUCAGCAGCAAGAAGACGAGGAUCUGGACUGGGACUGA